This is a messenger RNA of Cornus florida, 1426 nucleotides long. RefSeq lists its product as uncharacterized. Bases 362 to 922 code for a protein of 186 amino acids. Lineage: Eukaryota; Viridiplantae; Streptophyta; Magnoliopsida; Cornales; Cornaceae. The record is from RefSeq and is a predicted model, not a curated record. The transcript is spliced from 2 exons.
GGAUUGCGCCAUUCUCAUUUCAAAUUAUGUAUGACAAAUUUAUGGAUAACCAUGUAAAAAAUUCUACAACGAGAGGAGUCAAUUAUUUAGAUAUAUAGGCCGGGUUAUGCAUUUGAUCAAGCACAUGUAGCGCAACUGAAACUUCGCAACUCCCUGAGCUCUCUCUGAGCUCUCUCUGCCACCGCCACCAUGUCCACCGUUAUCGAGUUUCUCUCUCUUCCAACGUAGCCGUCCUCUCUCUCUCUCUCUCCUCUCUCUCUCCCAACUGGAUCACACUCAUUCCUAUUGAUUUCGGAAACAGUCUCUAGUUCUCUCAAUUACACUGUUUCUGUGUCAUCUCUGUUGCUGCUUCUUGAAAGUGAUGAGCACAUACGAGGACUCGUUUUACACGGCGUGUAACAAUCUCUAUGGUGUCUGUCUCAAAAUUGCUGGUGGCCUGCAAAAGGCCUAUCUCGGAAUUCUUGCUGCCUAUCGUUGGGUGAGGUCCGUCCGAAUUAGGUCCUUCUUGAUCUUGCUCAUGAUCGCUUUGCAGAUCGGUAGUGCAAUAGCCGAUCAAUUUAUGGAUGCUGAGAAAUCCAAGGUUAACAACAUUCUCGUCAGUGUAUUUUACGCCAUUCUGGUAUGCAUUGAAAGAGUUGUUCGACGGAAAAGAUUUUGCAUCGUUACGGUAACUGACGCUAUGACGAUAGCGUCCACAAUCUGCCAGUGCUGUUGGCGUUACUGGGAUGCAUAUCUCCCCUGUUAUUUCAAUGUCUUCUCUGCAAUGGGGGCGUUGUUCCAGAUCAUGAGUCUCUACACCGACGAGGACAACGAAGUCAUUGUUCGUUGUGACCUAGGUGAACAUUCGGGCAUGAUUUUGAAAAACCUUGGAGAAUUCCCGGAAGGAAUUUACGUUGAAUGCCCCUUCUGUAAAAUUCCUUGAAGGUGGAUCAUGGAGACAUACUGCAAGGAAGGUGGACAUACUAUAGAUACUGAUCACAGACUAGUCUAGAUACUGAUUACAUACUACACUAGCUACUUCAUUUUAUAUUUUGUGUGGGCGGUGCUUUAGAUGAUACUGAUUCAUUCCUGGGGCUAUAGAUUGCAUUAGUACUCCCACACUUACACUCAUACUUACGAUCUGGGCUAUAGACUGCACCAGUACUCACACAUACGUUGCAUACUUACUAUUCUUCAUGAGAAACAGAAAUGUGGUUGGAACUUCUUCCUUGACACCGGAUUUAUUGUUGUACUCGAGAUUCUGUAUCUUUUGGCUUGGUUAAAGCAACAACUAAAUGUAUAGCACUUAGAUAGUUUGCUGGAAUAUGUACUUACUAUUCUUCAUGAGAAACAGAAAUGUGGUUGGAACUUCUUCCUUGACACCGGAUUUGUUGUUGCACUCGAGAUUCUGUAUCUUUUGGCUUGUUAAAAGCAACAACUAAAUAUA